This is a messenger RNA of Leguminivora glycinivorella, 2228 nucleotides long. RefSeq lists its product as uncharacterized. The transcript is spliced from 2 exons. Gene Ontology annotation, molecular function: nucleic acid binding; zinc ion binding. The record is from RefSeq and is a predicted model, not a curated record. Bases 534 to 1886 code for a protein of 450 amino acids. NCBI's taxonomy places the organism in Eukaryota, Metazoa, Arthropoda, Insecta, Lepidoptera, Tortricidae.
UAGAAACUUUUAGGUUACGGCCUACCAAGUCUGUGUUAUUUCAACAACUUACUAGUAAACUUUCUUAAAGGAUUAUUUGCAAUUAUUUAUGUAAUAUUACGAUCAUUUCUUUGUCUUUAUGAUUCAAAACCUGUGAGAUGAAACGUGAGAGUAUAUUGAUUGAAAUUUACAUGGCCAAGUUACAUAUUUGCGAAAAAAUACAUUUUCCCGGCGACAUGACAUGUGCAUUGUGAUUGCGUAUUGCGUACGGCGUAUGAGGUAACCUUAUGAAGGGAAUAAUUAGAGACGGAACACUAAAUACAUUGUUGGGAUAAGGUCAUUAAGUGAAUUUAAAAUGACUAUUUAUUGAAAUCAAAAUGAAUCCCAACUUAUUUCGUGUUCAAUUGAAACAGCGUACGAGUGCUGACGAACGUCGAGUCAGGCGUGAAGACAAAGUAUAGGCAUAAAGCCGAACGAAGUUCUCGGCUGCCUCCGGCUGCGUGAGGAAAUAGAACUCCUUUGGCCACAUAUUAGCAGAAUAAAGAAAGAACACGAUGGACAUCAUAUUAUUGAAGCGUCUUAGAACAUUUGCCAAUAGUAUAAAAGAGCAUCAAGCGAAAGCAUCAGAGCUAUGUGCGUGUCGUCCAUGGGAAGGUAAUGAAGUGGAACAAGCCGCUAUCAUUGCCUCCAAGUUACAGUCAACGCUGGGGAAAUUUCAGAGUGAUCUCUAUCAGUAUUUUAAUACAAGUACUGAUCCGAACCCUGAUGAGGUCUCGACCUUAACAGAGAUGCAAUUACAAGGCGAGGAAAUUUUAGCUGAACUUAAUGCCAGAAUACAGUCCAUUAAAGAACAAGGCCAAGUUAAGUCCGACCCUGUUAAGAAUAGAAGUAAGCUACCGGAAUUAGAGCUUGUGUCUUUCCAUGGCAAUGUCCUAGAGUGGACCCAAUUUUGGGACCAGUUCAGUUCCAACAUUGAUCAAAGAAACUUGAGAGAUGUGGAUAAGUUUCUUUAUCUUAAGGCUUCCUUGAAGGGUGAAGCAAAAAUCAUAAUUGACGGUUUGGAAACCACAAACGAAAAUUAUAAAAUAGCCGUAGAUACACUUAAAGAAAGAUAUGGUAAUAGAAUACAGAUUAUUGACGCUCAUUACUCCUCCCUAUAUAAAGUUAAGAAAGCGAUGAAGCCUCAAGAUUGCAGGAAAACAUUAGAUGAAUUAGAAAGACACCUUAGAGUAUUGCAAUCCCUAGGAGAAGACACUAAUAAGAAUAACUUAAGGUUCCUUUUCAUGGAAAAAUUUCCUGAAGAUGUGAUUUAUGAGUUGAAACUGAAGUUGAAAACUGAAUCCACAGAAGAGAUAAGGAAACAGUUAAACGCUAUCAUAACGGCAAAGGAGGAUGUUGAUAGAAUUAAUGCAGAGGAUAAAAAUAUAGAACCUACCUUCACCACUGAAACGUUACACGUGAAAGAUAAUAAAGUUAAGGAUAAUAAUAAACAUUUGAGGAAAUUCACUGGUGAAAGGAAAUUUAAAAAUAAAUAUAAUAUGAAACCUAGAGGGAAGCCCAUCCAAACCGAAACGGGUACAUCAACAUUUUCUAGCGUAGACAGAAGGAAGAGACCGUAUGAAGCAAAUAACGAAUCAAGAAAUCAAUAUCCACCUAAAAAGCGAGACAGGAAAGAUUGUAUAUUUUGUCACGGUGAUCAUUUCAAUGAUAGUUGUCCGCGCUUUACAACUUUAGCUGAGAGAAAAGGCAAGUUAUCUGACCGCUGCUUCAUAUGUUUUAAAUAUGGUCACAGACAAAACACCUGCAGAACAACACAUGUCUGCCAUUAUUGUGGGGCAAGAAACCGACAUAACAGAGCAUUAUGCCCUGACAAAGAACUGCAAAAUACCACGACUACGUCUACUUAAACAACAAAAAAUCAAGAUAAACAACCAUUUUCAAACAACUGUAGUAAACAAUUAAACAACAUAAGACAUGAUAACUUCAUGAAAAUAUACAGAGUUUUGUUAGAAUGUAUUAUACAAAUAAUCAUUAAUCACCUGAUUCAUUAUUCAAGUUGUCAGAAUGUCUGCCUGAAAAAAGAUAGUAUAAUGAUAGAAAAUUCAUGUAAUUUGUUAAUGAAAUUUAGAUGCCACAAAAUUGGAAUAACCGCUGAUGUAGAAAAGGCUUUUCUACAGAUAGGCCUGAAUGAUAAUGACAGAGAUGUCACAAGAUUUUUAUGGUUAAAAGAUGUAUCCAAACCAGCAGUG